Molecule: messenger RNA, 1167 nt
Organism: Amborella trichopoda
Lineage: Eukaryota; Viridiplantae; Streptophyta; Magnoliopsida; Amborellales; Amborellaceae
Source: RefSeq, a predicted model, not a curated record
AUGAAUUUGUUCAUAGAGAUGUUGAAACAUGGAGUUGCUCCCACCCACUUCACCUUUUCGAGCAUUUUGAGCUCGUGUGCUAGUAUUGGUUGCUUGUUACUCGGUAUGCAGGUUCACUGCAAAACCAUCCAUUGUGGGCUUGAAUCCGAUGUAUUUGUAUCUAAUGCUAUCAUUGAUAUGAAUGCAAAAUGUGGGUCAUUAGAGUCAGCAAUGUUUGUUUUCAAUGAGAGGUCUAACCUCAACACCAUCUCAUGGACGGCCUUGAUUGCUGGUUAUGCACAAAAUGGGUUCAAUGAAGAAGCCAUUAAACUCUUCACCCAUAUGCUCAAAUCAGAUUUUAAACCAGACAAUGGCACCUUCGCUAGUGUGCUCAGUUCCUGUGCGGGCCUAACUGCUCUUAAUUAUGGCAAACAGGUGCAAGUCCAUGCAAUAAAACUUGGUUUUGAUUCAAAUAUAUACACCGCAAGUUCUCUAGUUGGUAUGUAUGCUAAAUGUGGCGACAUGAAAGAGGCAUCAAAGCUCUUUAGUGCAAUGCCCAUUCGAAAUUUGGUGACAUGGAAUGCCAUUAUAGCUGGCCACGCACAUAAUGGAGAGGAUGAGAAAGUGCUUGACCUAUUCAGAACAACGGUAGAACAGGAUGGCAUUGCCCCUGACUAUGUCACAUAUGUGAAUGUGCUCCAUGCAUGUAGCCAUGCAGGGAUGGUCGAGGAAGGGUAUUGGCACUUCAGGUCCAUGAGUGAAGAUUUUGGAAUUACCCCUUACCCUGACCAUUAUGCAUGCAUGGUUGAUCUGCUAGGGCGCUGUGGCCGGCUCGAUGAGGCCGAGGAGUUUGUGGAGUCCAUGCCUAUUGAGCCUGAUGGGGUAAUAUGGGGGGCCUUGUUGGGCGCCUGCCGAACCCAUAGGCAUGUUGAGCUAGCUGAACGAGCAGCGGAAAGGCUCUUUGCCAUUGAGCCAAUGAAACCUGUUGGCUAUGUGCUAUUGGCUAAUAUAUAUUCAGCUUGUGGCCUAUGGGAGGGGGUUGCAAGAGUGAGGAAGAUGAUGCACGAGAGGGGAGUGAAAAAGGGGACAGCUUGCUCUUGGGUCGAAGCCCAAAUGGGGGUUCAUGUUUUUGUGUCCAAUGAUCGGGUCCACCCAAGACUAAGAGAGAUUCACGAGAAGCUUGAGUAG